AUGGCUGAAUCCCACAGAUUAUACGUCAAGGGCAAGCAUGUCUCUUAUCAAAGAUCCAAGUCGGUCACCAAGCCAAAGUGCUCUUUGAUCAAGAUCGAAGGUGUGGACAAUAAGGAAGAUGCUAGAUUUUACUUGGGUAAGAGAAUCGCAUAUGUUUACAGAGCUCCUAAGGCCGUCAGAGGUACCAAGAUCAGAUGUAUCUGGGGUAAGGUUACUAGAUCUCACGGCAACUCUGGUAUAGUCAGAGCCCAUUUCAAGCACAAUUUGCCACCAAAGACCUUUGGUGCUUCUGUUAGAAUUAUGCUUUACCCAUCCAACAUUUAA
This is a messenger RNA of Brettanomyces nanus, 324 nucleotides long. RefSeq names its product 60S ribosomal protein L33A (gene RPL33A). NCBI's taxonomy places the organism in Eukaryota, Fungi, Ascomycota, Pichiomycetes, Pichiales, Pichiaceae. Gene Ontology annotation, molecular function: structural constituent of ribosome. The record is from RefSeq and is a predicted model, not a curated record. Gene Ontology annotation, biological process: cytoplasmic translation; ribosomal large subunit biogenesis. Gene Ontology annotation, cellular component: ribosome; cytosolic large ribosomal subunit. The transcript has 2 exons. The coding region runs from base 1 to 324 and encodes 107 amino acids.